Messenger RNA from Monodelphis domestica (gray short-tailed opossum), 1262 nucleotides. RefSeq names its product coiled-coil domain containing 188 (gene CCDC188). The record is from RefSeq and is a predicted model, not a curated record. NCBI's taxonomy places the organism in Eukaryota, Metazoa, Chordata, Mammalia, Didelphimorphia, Didelphidae.
CCACCGUCUGGGCAGCUGCGUUGUCCAUAGGAGGGGAGGACUGAGGUCCUCUAUCCAGGCCAGGGUGGGAAGGGAGUGCUCAGGCUGUGGUCUCAGGCUCCCACUCCCCUGCCCCAAACAGUAGCCCAUAUCUGAGUCUCUCCUAGCAGGAUCCAUGAUGCAUGAGGACCUCUGGACUAACCCCCAUGGGGAAUUCAACAGAGAGAGAUUACAACCAUACCCACCACCUCCACCACCACCCCCACCGCCUAUGACGGCUCACCGGGUACCAGGCCAACCCAGGCUUCUUCGGUGCUCAGUGGUGAACUUGCGCCCCUUUGAGGAGAGGAACACCAUCCUGGAGCUAGAGCAGAGCAACCAAAGACUGAAAAAUGUGAAUCAAGAGCUGAGGGAACGACUCGAAGAGUUUAUGGAUCCCACAGACAUGAGGCAGGACUUUGACCCCCUGUGCCCCAAUCAUCAGCGCCAGUUACAGAUUCUGGCCUGGGAAAAGGACUGUCCCCAGAUGAUGGAGGACCCAAGAACAGUACGGGUGCUAAAACAAAAAAUCUGCCCUCGAGAGACCCACUACACAGAGAAGCCUCAGAAAGAGCUGCAUCAAAUGAGGCUGUCCUAUGACAGAAAGAAGACAUCCAUCACAGAGAUAAACCAAUCUCCUCAGGUGUGGGAAGGCAUGAGUGAAGUACACAUGUCCUUGAAUGACCAAGCUGAAGGACUUCUGACUCUCAAAAAGGAUAUCCGAGAUGUGUUAGAUGAGGUAGAAGACAUCCAAAUGGAAAUUCUUCGGGACCAGGCCCAGUACCAAAAUCUAAAAAGGAAAAGCUUUCGUAUCCAAGAGAAGAAGAAGCCUCAACCAACCUCCCCUGUCAAAGAAGAUAGCCAGACGUGGUCCGGGAAAUCCUGGGCAAUCUUGUCUAAGGCAGGCGUGGCCCUGUCCAUCUUCAGUGUCCUGUUUUAUCUCUAUGUCGUGAACCCCACUCCCUAUGAGAAAGUUCUUCCCCCACUCAUUGGCCAAAGCACAGUCUGGCGCAUCCGGGCCUUGUGUGACCCCUUCCUCAGGGUGGAAGUGGAUGACUUCCUGCCAUUUUAGGUCCAGAGUUUCAUGCAGGAAGGGAAGAAGAGGAGCCCGAUCCACUCUCCAGGCUUGUGUCCCUUUUCUCGGCAGCUGAUGGGAAGCAGCUGUGGACCCCUCGCCUUAGCCAUCGUGUCCUCUUUAAGGGCUGGGCCCUGGAAAGCAUCACAUAGAGAUUUCUGAUAUUUGA